UUGUGAUUGAAGCGAUGCAUGCUGGGAGAAGAGGUGCACACACGUGGUGGCGGCAGCAGCAGCGUGCAGCGGUGGUCUAGAUCAGAAAAUGCCACGCAAAGCAAAACGGGUAAGUGCUGAUGAGGAUGCUGCCAUACCCACCAAAAAACAGCCACCAUCAAGCGAUGUUCCUCUGGAUUUCAGCACACCACAAUGCCUCUUUGAAAGCUUUAUUGCCCCGGUGACCAGAGAUGAGUUCUUCAGCACUUACUGGGAGAAGAAGCCAUUAUUAAUCCAGCACCGUGACCCCAAAGUGCAGAGUUUCUAUCGGUCUCUCUUCCCGAUGCAAGACUUGAAACUUGCCAGCGGCCAAGGGAUCUACUACAGCAGAGAUGUGAACCUGUGCAAGUGUAAGGAUGGGAAGAAGGUGCUCUUACCUAGACGGGGAAAAGCCAACUACACAGAGAUCAUGAAGGAUUUCCGAAAUGCCAAAGCCACCAUACAGUUUCAUCAGCCCCAAAGAUACAAUGACAAGCUGUGGCAGAUCAUGGAGAAGCUAGAAUGUUUCUUUGGUACACUCGUUGGAUCUAAUGUGUAUAUCACACCAUCAGGUUCUCAGGGUCUGCCUGCUCACCAUGAUGAUGUAGAGGUUUUUAUCCUCCAAGUGGAGGGUGAGAAGCACUGGCGGCUCUAUGAGCCCAUUGUUCCCCUGGCUAGAGAAUAUGAUGUGGCCCCUGUGGACAAGGUCAAAACACCCACUCAUGAUUUCAUAUUAAAGGAAGGUGACAUGUUGUAUUUUCCCAGAGGGGUGGUUCAUGAGGCCGACACGCCUGCAGGCUCCUCACAUUCCACGCAUGUGACUAUCAGCACCUAUCAGAACAUAUCCUGGGCAGACUAUCUGCAAGACCUGAUGCCUGCACUUCUACAUGAUGGUGCGAAGGAAAAUGUGGACCUGAGAAGAGGCAUUCCUCGCCAACAAUUACUGUGUUUAGGUCCUACUAGUGCAGGCAGCACCUUAGCUGGUCUCUUGAAGGACUUGGCUAACCGGAUAGAAGGAGGAUGCCAGCUGCGUUCAUGUGAAAUGCUGCGGGACUUCAUGGGGAGUAGACUGCCACCCUAUGUGAAAGAUGGCUCUCCUAACAAGGAGAAAGGAAGCACAAAGAAAUCAGUCCAUCCUCCAAACCUAAACAGCACAAUCAGACUGCAGUACCAGGAUUAUGCCGCCAUCACAGUAGAUCACGUUCCUAAGAUGCUUGAUCCCACAGAUGAAUUAAUGAUAUAUGUCUUCCAUGCCAUAAACAAUAACCGGGAAUCUCAUAUGGUCUCAGACUCUGAAGAAAGCCCUCCAGUGAGCGGUCUGCGUUUCCCUUUGUCACACAUGAAUGCACUUAAAGAAAUCUGGAAGAGCAAGCUACUGCGUGUUAAUGAGCUUCCUCUGGAGGAUGACCAUGAUAAGGUGAACCUGGCGAUCUCUCUGUGGACUGAGGGCUUAAUCGAGAAUGUCCACACUGAGAGCUGAACAUCAUACUGUCUCCAUAACGGCAGCCCAGGCUGAACAUCAUACUGUCUCCAUCACGGCAGCCCAGGAUGUGAUUCGUCACCCAGAGGAACAAACCUACUGCUGCGUUUUAUGUGUUUACUUAAUUCUUCUACAACCAAAAGCAAAAAAAUCAUUUGAUGUUUACAAUGGGCUGGAUAGCGCCAGUGUGCCUUUAUUUCAUCAUCUACCCGACCCCGUCAGAUUGGUGUUGCAGCAAGAGUGGACUUAUUCUUUAGUCUUGUCUGACUCAUUAUGACCUCACGGAUCACCGGGCAUUUCUCUGAACUUACUGUUUUGUAUUAAUUUUGUCUGUUGUGCCUAGCCUCCUGACACGCCAUACUCCUGUCGUGCCUAGCCUCCUGACACGCCAUACUCCUGUCGUGCCUAGCCUCCUGACACGCCAUACUCCUGUCGUGCCUAGCCUCCUGACACGCCAUACUCCUGUUGCAUUUAUGCCAACUGGUCUCCCCCAACAAGUUCUGCCUUUUUGUCAUAUGGCCAAAAUAUUUGGCUUUGGUAUCAGUACUUCAAGUGAAAUGGUUUUAAAAUAGAUUUGCAGGUUUGUUUAAAUACGUUGGGCCAAGCUGGCCCAAACACAUUUUCCAUUCCAGAACAGUGUUGCCACUGGGACUCCUGUAAUGGAUUGUAGUAGUGUUGGCUAGUGAGCAGCUGCUGUUUUCCAGUAUAUGUGACUUCCAUGGUGCUGGAUAUUGAGAAUUUGUCUCCGCCGUUUAGGAGACAACUUGUAAUUUUAUCAGUGAAUACAGGGCUGCAUCUGAUUGGCCGAGGUAGAGAUUGUGACAUCAUGGGCCAGCCUGUUCACUUCAGUCAAUCAGCCUUGUAUUCAUUGGUAAAUUGACAAAUACUUCCAAUAUCCAGCAGCAAGGGGGUAGUGGCUUGUACUGCUGCUUGGCCCUAACAAACUAUUUAAAGUGAAAGCAAACCUGAAAAUCUCUGUUAAAGUGGUUGUAAACCUCUGACAUGAAAUAUGAGCUAGGAACAUCUCUCUAUAGUGCGUACUUUGUUUCUCUGCUAUUAGCAUUGGUCAUUCUUGACAAGUUUUCCUGACACCAAGAGAAAAAUGGUGACAUUGUGGAGCUCCAGCUGAUUGACGGCCUCACUCUGUUUCUUUGUGUUUACCUUCCUUCCCUCCAAUCGGCUCUUAGAAUUCUCUUCACUGAGCUCUACAGAGUGUAGCUUCAGCUCUCCUCCCCCUUUUUCUAAACUCUCAGACAAGCUUCAGAAAAAAAGUUUUUUGAAUGUAUGUAUAGAAAAGAAGACU
Molecule: messenger RNA, 2801 nt
Organism: Rana temporaria (common frog)
Lineage: Eukaryota; Metazoa; Chordata; Amphibia; Anura; Ranidae
Gene: RIOX2
Product: ribosomal oxygenase 2
Exons: 10
Coding region: 89-1498 (469 amino acids)
Cellular component (GO): nucleolus
Molecular function (GO): histone H3K36 demethylase activity; histone H3K4 demethylase activity
Source: RefSeq, a predicted model, not a curated record